Molecule: messenger RNA, 2926 nt
Organism: Onychostruthus taczanowskii (white-rumped snowfinch)
Lineage: Eukaryota; Metazoa; Chordata; Aves; Passeriformes; Passeridae
Product: DNA excision repair protein ERCC-6-like 2
Exons: 3
Source: RefSeq, a predicted model, not a curated record
GCUAGUUUGAGUUUAGUUACCAAAGUAGUGGAGUGAGAACACAUGUAAGAUCCUAAAGCUCAAGAACAUUGUGAACAGCCCAUGAAAAUAAAGGAAAUGGACAUGGAUCAAGUAGAAAAACAUUGAGAAGAAACAGUGUAGAUCUGAAACGAGUUUUCGAACAGCAGAUGACAAGAAAAAUUAUGAAGUUUCAGAAGACAAUACUUCAGAGAAGAAAGUUGUUAAGGAAAGGCAAGAAAUGUUGAAGAACAGUAAGCAUUAUCUGUACGUUACACAUCCUGUGACCCAGAGAAGCAAAAAAGUACACAGAGUAGGUUCAGCCACUUUCUUGAUUGGAAGGACACCCAAAGGAAUACGCAGGAGACAAUUUGAGCAAAUGGUAUCUCACUUUAAUAUGGGAUCAGUGAAGGACCUUGCAGAACACAUUGCAAAAGCUACAUCAGAAACCAGGCAGAAAAUGUUGAAGGAAUUCUAUGUUUCCAAGCAUCCAGAGAUGGAGUCUUUCUUCUCACUUGAAAUACCAGCAGAAGCUUCACAUAACUGUGAGGAAAGUGAACUAGGUAGAACACGCUCCAGAAAAAGAAAAUCCAUUGUUAAUUUUGGAAGAUCUGAGUCUAGACCUUCAUCAGCUAAAGGACUACUUCUGGGUGGAACUACAGAAACACAGACCCAGGAGGGCCAUAAAGGAGAAGCAGAACAGCUUCACAAGGACUCCUACUUCCAAGAUAUGUUUGUUGAUGCAAAAUAUAAACAAUCACCUACUAUUGCUGCUCAACAUAUCCAAAAAAGAAACAGUCAGGCAUUCAAGGAUUUUAUGCCAUCUGGUUCAUUAAGCAGUAAAUCAGAACUAAUUGAGGUGCUGCCUGUAAAAGGUUGUGAAGGACAGCAAGAUUCAGAAGAAAUACAGAUACCAAAGGAAAGAUUCAUGUCUCAGUCAGAAAAUAGAGACAGAAAAGCUCAGAUUUGCAAGAAAAAUUCUUUUGUGGACUUAAUUGGAGAUACCUCUAUUCUCGAUGAAAUCUUCAGAAAUGAUGGAAAUGGGUCUAGAGGAUCUCCAAGGGGAUUCUCUUCAGGACAAGCAGAAAAAUCAAAGGGGAGACCAAAAGAUUUCUGGGAUAUGCUGAAUGAACAGAAUGGGGACACCUUCAGAAAGCUCACAGAUAUAGCAGUCAUAGAGAAGCUUUGUGAAAGAGCCCCUCAUUCCACAGUGGCAGAAGAGAGAGAAGUGUGUGAAAGUUCUCUUUGGAAAAGAAAUGAAACUUUUUUGUGGAAAAAAUACAGUGCAGAUGAUUGAGAUGAACCAGCUACUGCUAAAGCUUGUAGUGUAGUAAAAUGAAAGUUUUCUAUGCAAGUUGCACUAUAACUAUUUUAUUUGAACUUUGACAGCAUUAUGCCACAAAAUAAGGUAAUUCCAUGAAAUUAAAGGUAAAAUGGUGAUUUUAUAUUUAUAGUGAUACAGAAUUACAUUUUACAAGUAAUUAUUUACUUGUAGUUAUUUACAAGUGAAGAUGUUUGCAAUUUCAUAUGCAAUGUAUAGUACAUAUAUGCAUAGUCAUGCAUAUGUACUGUAUGUUGUAACCUGUGGUAUAUAAUGAUUUUAUAUUAAAAUUUUUUAGAAUUUUUUGAGUGCAUUCUACUUUCUUUAAUUCUGAUUCUAUUCCUAGGCUCAACAGAAAUACUAAGUAAUUUUUUCCCUUUACUUAAAUUUGGACAUCAGCAGUCAUCUCAACACAAUUUAGAAAUAACGGAUUUGACAAUGACACUGCAUAUAUUUUCUGAGGUGCUGGAGACUGGAGGACUUCCUGAGAAAGGGAUGAUGUCUUUGUGUCUAGUAGCUUUUGAUGGAUUCCCAUCCUCCAUGAUUUUGCUCAGUCUCUGAAGCUGUGGACCUUUGAAAUAUUCAUAGUAUCCUAUAUAAGCGAGUUUCUCAGCUUGGUUGAUGUAAAGAACCACCAAGUUUUUUUAUUUGAUCUUUCUCAUUAAACUAUGUUAGGUGUCAAAUUUCAUCUCAUUACGCUUUGAUCUCCCUUUUUCUGUAGACUUCUGUCAUAUCUUUUUCAGGGAAUAUGCAGCACAGUAUAUGUGUUGGAAACAUGCAAUCCAGUGUAUAUGUGGUAAGGAAUUUCAACAUUUUGAUGGGUUAUCAUCUUACAUGUAGAAUGCUGGAUGCAAUAGAACUUCCAGAUGAAAACUGUACUUCACAGAUGGGAAGGAUGUAAGAUACUCAGUGUCGUAUCUCAUUUGCCAAGUAGUAUGUCACAUUUUUCAGUGGUACAGGACGAUGUGAAGAGUACCUUGUAACACAUAACUAGAAGAGAACAGAGCUUCAUGUUGCUCUGGAAACCUUAACCCUAAUUUUUGAUUUUUGUAAGCAUCAGUAUACAUGUUUACAUUCAAUAUACUGUAUAAACUGUUUUAUGUGAAGGGUAAAUGUUACGAAAUUUUGAAACCCUGGACACUGAACCUGCACAGCAGCAGUCUGUGAAUUGUGGUAGUUUUUGUGGUCUGGAAGACUGCCCACUGGAAAAUAAGCUUAAAUUUGAUCUGGGGCAGCUUCUACUUUAGAUCAUGGGAAGCUGUUGUAGACUAUACUCUGUCUCUGUUGUAACCAUUGAUUGUAAAAUCUGACUUAACUACCUGAAACAGGGAGCUGAAUGUUUAACAUAAAUGGUGUUCCCUAACUUUUUCUUACUCUGAGUCUAUGCUGUUACCACUUUAUUAUACCAAAUGGUAUAAUGGUCAGUUGCAACAGCUUUUCAAGAAGAAGUAUGAACUAAGAAAGUAAAAGAAGAAGCUCUUACACAUUGGUACAUUGGAAUUAUGUACAGCUAAAGAAAGCCAGCCUCAGCUAGGUAAUAUCUACACCCUCAUUGAUGUUAAUAAAUAUGAGAUAAAUUAAGGCCUUCUGUUCAUGGCAUCAGUAUUG